Messenger RNA from Pocillopora verrucosa, 1820 nucleotides. Its product is annotated as spermatogenesis-associated protein 6. Gene Ontology annotation, molecular function: myosin light chain binding. The record is from RefSeq and is a predicted model, not a curated record. Gene Ontology annotation, biological process: spermatogenesis. Lineage: Eukaryota; Metazoa; Cnidaria; Anthozoa; Scleractinia; Pocilloporidae.
CACAGGUUUCUCUGGACCCGGUUUGAUCUGACGUCGACCUCUACUGUUUUGCCUACCUUUUCUCGCUAGGAUUUUCAAAUAAGCGCAAAAGUACAAUGCCUCGUAAGGCUAUGAAAGUUGUGGUGGAGUUAGAUAUUCACACGGUGACAUGCCCUGGUACUUUUCUCCGAGAUUAUGGCUAUGUUUAUUUGAAAGUAAAUUGCAUGGGUUUGGAAGUUAAUACCAAGUCUGUAGCUCCUACCUUUCCAUUGUUCUUUCAUGAACGUCUGCGAUUCGAACGGGUAUUCAAAAGCUGUCAGGACCCAGCAUACGUAACAGUUCACUUAAAAGGUGAAGAUGUUCUGGUAGAGCUAAGGCAGCACGAUGACUACAUUUCAGAGGGCUAUGUUAUUGGUCACUUUGCCAACAAUGCAAGAGACUUUUUGUAUCCUGCUGUUCCGCCAUAUCCAGGAUCAGGUCGUGAAGUGACCCUCUUCAAAACAUCUCUUUUUAACCCCAUAAGAAUUACAGGCCAGCCUCUGAGGUUAGAAUUUUCUACCAAGACCACCAUCAAGGAAGUCCCAGAUCCUACAGAUUACCUAUCAUCUGACUCUGGUGUCGAUGAUCUUCUGACAAACAGCACAUUUAGUACCAGUCGGCGGUCAGUCAGUCCCACAGGCUCUAAGCAAGUGCCACGGUCUCCCUCUCCUUCACGCCGUAAACUCACCAGUACACCACUACCUAGACCUGACGAUACUCUUGCGAAUCACAAUAAACCAUUUCUUGUUCGUCAUAAAGACAAUGGUUUGUUGGAAAAUCGUGACUUUAGUUCUUUUACUCGUCCUAAGCCUCGUCGAUCCAAGUCACCCACCAGGAGGCCACGCUCAAGCUCCCCAUCCCGUCUUGGGAUGUCAAGUGUACAACCAUUACCAGCAUGGAAGUACUCAGAAGAUUUCCCUUCUACUUCAGUUUCUCGACACAGGGCUCAUACACGCUCAGUGACAGCACCUAUGUCUUUGUCUCGCUCCUACCGUCCGUCUAGUCCUUCUCGUAGCCUCAGUUAUGCAUUGGAUGAUCUUGACAUCUCAACCAACUCUUGGAAAAACUUCAGCGACCCAGUGCUACGAUUCAAGAGUAGGAACUCACCUAACUUGAAGGCAGCUCUAGGGGCAUCUGAUCGCAUUCAACAGCGUGUGGAAAGAGUGAUUGAGGGGAAGAGCCCCAGGAAGUUUUCUGAAGAUUCAGAUAAUGAAAGUGUAGACUCACUGGAUAUUCUCAGAGAAUCCCUGCGAGAGGAAAGAAGAGCACUGAGUGAUGCCAUAAGGGAGGCAGACAGAGCUGCAUAUUACAAAUCCCUGGGAAUCGAAUUAUGAUGCAGUGGUCCUCAUAAAGUAUUUCGUGACACAGGUUUUUCUAUGAAGAAAACCUUUUGGGGAAGUGUGUGCAUAGCAUCGGAGUUUGGCUGACAGUCUUUUUAUAAUUUAUUGUACAUUAUAAUAUUCGUGAGAUUUAUCAAGAGUUUUAUAUCUUCAGUAAUACUGCUAUCAUGAUCAAUGACUAACUCGGUUUACAUUUUAGAAUAAGCCUUGAAAUCAGAGCACGCUUUAGGUUUUAACUUAUAUAUUCGUUCUUGAAUCGCAAAUCUACAGUUUUAUGUAUUUAUUUUGUCAGAGUAUGUGGUCAGAAUACGUGGUGUUGUUGAUCUGAAGAUGCAUGAUGUAAUUAAAGAUUUUAGGGUGGUUCGGAAAUCAGACUUUCAUUUAUAUCCUGUAACACAUGCCAAAUGGAUGUUCUAUAUAAAAAGAGUUGUGUACAUUAAUAAAGCUAUGCAUGCAAAUAAA